GUGUUAGGUCUAGGGACCUAAACUUACAUCUGUAAACAUUGAAGAUAAUUGAUGAAGAUUUCUUAGUUUCUUUAUCUGUCUAAUUGUACUGCCCUUUCAUUCGACAUAGAUAUUGUUGCGACAUUAGCCUAAUUAGAUUUUUGUAAACAGACUGCUAAACCAGUUUUAAGCCCCCAACUGUUACCCACACCAUCCUUUCAUUCGUAGAUAUUGUUGCGACAUCAGCCUAAAAUUAUUUUUUGUUAACAGAUUGUUAAACCAAUGUUUAGCCCCCAAAACUGAGUUUAUUCUGUAUUUCAAAAUUCUUUUUUUUUGUACGGUAAUUAAAUUUUCUUAACAAUUGCAACCAACCCCUAAAAGUAAAGAAAGUCUUUGGCCACUUAGCCAUGAAGAUUAAAGAGCUAGAGCUUAAUCUGAAACUCGUAAGUCUUAAAACUCGUGUGUAAAUCUAAUGGAUCCUGCCAAUACUUGUUUAUAGUUUCAGAGAAGUAUGAUAAGGAUUUAACUGAGUUUAGUUAAUGUUAAUACACUGUGAAGAGUAUUAUUGUUGAGGCACAUUUAGCCGGAAGAGAUAAUGGCUGGAUUUCUAAACCUUGUAAGUGGAUAUUUCUCCAUACCUUGGCUAUUAAUUGAGAUGUGGAGAGAGCAAAGAUUAAACUCUAGAUAUGGGAAGUUUAGAGGCAAAGUUGUGCUAGUGACUGGUGCUAGUAGUGGUAUUGGUAAAGAGCUAGCUAAACAGCUUUUUAAACAAGGAGCUAAACUUAUCCUGGCGUCCAGGUCGACAGAGAAAUUGCUGGAGCUUCGGGACGAGCUGAAGAGUAUGCAAUGUUCAGUUCCUAUUUAUGUACCUGCAGUCCUGACAAUAGACUUAGAACAAGUGGGCGAAUUGGCUGGGAAAAGUAAGGAGGCGUGGCAAUUAUUUGGGCGUGUUGAUAUCCUGGUGAACUGUGGUGGAAUGUCAGUGAGAGGCGGAGUAGUUGAUACCCAGCUUCAUGUGUAUAGACGAUUGAUGGAAGUAAAUUAUUUUGGAAGUGUAGAGUUGACCAGAAAUAUUGUCACGAGAAUGGUUGAAGAAGGAUGUGGGCUUGUUGUGAAUAUCUCUAGUAUUCAGGGAUUGAUAAGUUUACCUGAUAGAUCAGCUUACUCAGCCAGUAAACAUGCGAUACAGGCGUUCUCAGAUAGUUUAAGAGCCGAGGUUUACAGUGCUGGAGUUCGAGUUUUAGUUGUAUCUCCUGGUUAUGUGAACACUGAGCUAUCGUUGAACUCUCUGACCUCAUCUGGAGAGAAACACAACAAGCUGGACCCGACAACACUAAACGGGUAUAGUGUGGAGUAUGUGGCAAAAGAGAUAAUUAGAAGUAUUCUUAACGAGGAUAAGGAGGUUGUUUUGGCUCCAGUUCAUCAUCGAUUGGUUGUUGUAAUUCGAACCCUCCUACCCAGAAUAUACUUUUAUAUUAUGCAAAAACGAGCACAGAAAAAUAAAUAAUUUUUGUAAUUUUAA
Eurytemora carolleeae is the source of this 1501-nucleotide messenger RNA. RefSeq names its product dehydrogenase/reductase SDR family protein 7-like. Lineage: Eukaryota; Metazoa; Arthropoda; Copepoda; Calanoida; Temoridae. The transcript is spliced from 13 exons. The record is from RefSeq and is a predicted model, not a curated record. Gene Ontology annotation, molecular function: oxidoreductase activity. Bases 575 to 1486 code for a protein of 303 amino acids. Gene Ontology annotation, cellular component: membrane.